AUGGUGAAAAUCUCUCUUGCGCUCCUCAGCGCAGCUGUCGCCGUCUCGGCUGCCCAACCGCACGGUCAUCACCAGCACCAACACAUCCACAAGGCGCGAAAUGCCGAUGCCGCGCCAGACUAUGUGACUGUCCCUGGACCAUUGGAGGUUGUCUACGUCCUCAAUGGCCAGACCGUCUCCGAAUCGGAAGUCCAGCAAGGCAUCAAAAACGGAAGUCUGGUGUUUGCCAACGACGGGCAGCUCACGUCAAAGGCCCCGCCCUCGUAUAACCCACCGAAGACUUCUGCAUCAUCUUCGACCUCAACUUCAAGCUCGACUACCAAGGAGACGAAGCCGACGCCGAUGCCUUACAACCCGGUCUCUAGCGCCGCGGCGGCUGUCCACUCUGCGGUGUCGAAUAUUAUUCCAAGUUACGGCGGCGGAUCAGGUGGAGGCUGGGGCUCUGAUGCCACCGGCGUCGACGCAGACUUCCCCGACGGCGAGCUUGACUGCUCCACCUUCCCAUCUAAAUACGGAGCAGUUGCGGUCGAUUGGGCUGGCCUUGGUGGAUGGACAGGUGUCCAGAAGCCUGGCUCUUCCGCUGCUGGCGGUUACUCCAACAUUAUGACGGUCACCUCGGGAGGCUCGUGCACGGAGGGCUCAUACUGCUCAUAUGCGUGCCCACCUGGCUACCAGAAGUCCCAGUGGCCUACCACGCAAGGCUCCACAGGCCAGUCCGUUGGCGGUCUGAAGUGCUCAGGUGGCAAAUUGCACCUGACCAACCCAAGCAUGUGCGCCAGCCUGUGUAUGAAGGGCUCCGAGAAGGUGCAAAUUCUGGUGCAGAACAAGAUGACCAAGAACGUUGCCGUGUGCCGUACUGAUUACCCCGGUACGGAGAGUGAGACUGUUCCAGUCGAUGUCCCAGGAAACGGCGUUUCGAACCUGACCUGCCCGGAUGCGGACAAUUACUACACAUGGCAAGGUGGCAAAACUUCCGCCCAGUACUACGUCAACCCAGCAGGUGUUCCCGUCGAAAAGGCUUGCCAGUGGGGUGAUUCCAGCAACCCAUGGGGCAACUUCGCUCCUCUCAACCUGGGUGUCGGCUACAGCAACGGUGCUGCCUGGCUCUCCAUCAUGCAGAACGCACCCACGACCAACGCCAAGCUUGACUACUGUGUCGAGAUCAUCGGCGAUGGCGUUUCCGGCACUUGCAAAUACUCCAAUGGCCAGUACUGCGGCGGUGCUAACUACGACGACUGCAGCUCCACGACCGGCUGUACGGUCUCGCUCAGCUCAGGCACCGCAACGUUUGUGUUCAGCGACUCCUCGUAG
Molecule: messenger RNA, 1311 nt
Organism: Fulvia fulva
Lineage: Eukaryota; Fungi; Ascomycota; Dothideomycetes; Mycosphaerellales; Mycosphaerellaceae
Product: Secreted beta-glucosidase sun1
Exons: 2
Coding region: 1-1311 (436 amino acids)
Biological process (GO): fungal-type cell wall organization
Cellular component (GO): fungal-type cell wall; cell surface
Source: RefSeq, a predicted model, not a curated record